Messenger RNA from Aureobasidium namibiae CBS 147.97, 828 nucleotides. RefSeq lists its product as uncharacterized. NCBI's taxonomy places the organism in Eukaryota, Fungi, Ascomycota, Dothideomycetes, Dothideales, Saccotheciaceae. The record is from RefSeq and is a predicted model, not a curated record. Bases 1 to 828 code for a protein of 275 amino acids. Gene Ontology annotation, cellular component: transcription factor TFIIH holo complex. The transcript is spliced from 2 exons.
AUGUCGGAUCUGGCAGGAGGAGGCUUUGUACCUCUGUCGCCUUCGUCCAUCGCUUCCUCGCACACGCCAAACUCACUUCCACAACCGCGAAGAACUCCUCUGAAGCCUGGUGGUACCAAGGAGUCGAGAUUGAUCCGCCAUGUCGAUCAGCGAUUGCUUCAUAUUCAACGACGUUUUGCAAAGAGAGACCCUUCGCUCGCCACAGAAAAGAGAUUACAGCAAUCAGAAGAGUGGAACGACGUACAGGGAUACUCUGGCUUUGGCGAAGCUGCAAAAGAUGUCGACGAGCUUAUUGCCGUUAUCUGGAUCAGUGGAACUCCUGCCUUGCAAGUGCCAUACCUGAUCAACUUGGCGCUUCUUGUCAACACAAUGAUUCCGGCUUUCCCACUCGCUCCUCGUCAGCUUUUCAGGCUUCUGGGCAAGCUAGAUCAUGCCUUUGCUUCGUUGAUUGUAGGCAGAGAUGUUGCUACCGAUGAGAUACUGCCUGGUUUCAACACGGGCCGUGGUGUCAGUGGCACAGAAAAGGUCCGCAUAAAGAGCUUGGUUGAGAGGACAAGAGUAUGCGUUGUUGGUGUCCUGAACAGAGGAGAGUUUGAUGAAGACGACAAAAUCACACCUGAGCCUUCGGUAGAAGAUACUGAUAUGGAUGGUGAUUUGAUUCUGGACGAAGAUGACGGGCCCGAAGAUAUCAACGUCGACGACAUUGAAGAUGAGGAUGAUUGGCAUGAGCAAACAAGUAGAGUCUACGACAAGACCAUGGUAGAGCUAGGUGACUCGAUGGAUGGUCUUCCAAUCGGCAUCGUAACAGAAAAUAGAAUCGGAACGUGA